AUUCUCUCUAUAGUACUCACCUUUAACAUAGCAAGUUUUACCCCGCUCACCUCACAUAUUGACUGGGCUCAAUUCCGACCCACUGGCAAGCAGGACUUGCAAUCCUACGACCUACUACGAAGUCCACCACCUGCCGUGCACAACCCACGACUCGCACCAACAACCUCUUCUGUCAAGCUCAAACGACAAUGGACCAACAACCAGAAAAGCGCAAAUACUCCGGCCCAUCCGUCGGCCCCAGGCCCGGCCCCGCGCCAACAGAGACGGAGGACGCAUCCAGCAAACGCCGCCGAGUCAUCGGACCCGCGCUUCCUCCAGCGCAAGCCGAUUCUCCCAGCGAAGACAACAACAACAGCAAAAACAACAGCAAUGAUCACAACGAAAGUGAUAGCGCAAGCUCAUCCGAUGAUGACGACGACUUCGGCCCAACCCUCCCCCCACCGGCCGGCAGCACACAACCCAUUCACGCGCCACUAACCACCACCUCCCCGUCUGCAACAACAACCACAACAACAGCCCAACAACCCCAACGAGACGCCUGGAUGCUCGAACCCCUGGAACCCUCCGACCGCACCAGCCGCAUCGAUCCCACACGCCUCAAAAACCGCCGCUUCCAGUCCGGGCCCCGCGCGGGCAACCACGGAGCAGGAGGAGGAGGUAGUGGAGGCGUCGACGUGACGUGGACGGAGACCCCGGAGCAGAAAAUGAAGCGGCUUCAGGAUGAGGUGUUGGGCGUGCAGGCGCCGUCACGCGAUAGGGAUGCGCACGCGGGCGGGGGUGGUGGAGGUGGAGCCUCCAGACAGAACCAGCCGUCCCGGGCGAUGCAGGAGAAGAUUCAGAGGUAUAAUGAGGAGAAACGGAGGGAGGAUGCGGUGGCGCGGGAGACGAGGAAGCGGAAUGGUGCCCAAAAGGAGGAGGAUGAUCCGAGUCAGAGGGCGUUUGAUCGCGAGAAGGAUAUGGGGCUCGGGGGGAAGAUUACGCAUGCGCAGAGAAGAGAGAUGAUGAGCAAGGCGGCGGAUUUUGGGAGUCGGUUUUCAAGUGGGAAGUUUCUGUGAGUUUGUCUGGUUUUGUCCUCG
Messenger RNA from Aspergillus saccharolyticus JOP 1030-1, 1076 nucleotides. Its product is annotated as GPALPP motifs-containing protein 1. The transcript has a single exon. Lineage: Eukaryota; Fungi; Ascomycota; Eurotiomycetes; Eurotiales; Aspergillaceae. The record is from RefSeq and is a predicted model, not a curated record. The coding region runs from base 189 to 1055 and encodes 288 amino acids.